Messenger RNA from Strongylocentrotus purpuratus (purple sea urchin), 930 nucleotides. Its product is annotated as LINE-1 reverse transcriptase homolog. NCBI's taxonomy places the organism in Eukaryota, Metazoa, Echinodermata, Echinoidea, Camarodonta, Strongylocentrotidae. The transcript is spliced from 2 exons. The record is from RefSeq and is a predicted model, not a curated record. Bases 1 to 930 code for a protein of 309 amino acids.
AUGACAGACACAAAUAAGCAAAGGCCCCCAGUCCCCAGCAGCUCAUUUGUUCCGGACCAAGGUGGCGACCCGAUAAAGCAUGGAGCAGGGGGUGCUAAGAAUCCCUGGGUUCGGACAGGACACCAAUGGAAACUGAACAUUGCAACCUAUAACGUAAGAUCACUACUUCAAGAAGAGAGACUACUGGAACUCGAGGAAGAACUACAAGGAAUAAAGUGGGACAUCGUCGGACUGGGUGAAGUCCGCAGACGAGGAGAAGAACUCACAGUACUGAAAAGUGGGCACCAUUUCUACCAUAUAGGAAAGAAGAAUACGAGUGAAGCAGGAGGGCACAAGCGAGACCUAAAGAACUACAGACCCAUCAGCCUCCUCUCAAACCUGUAUAAGCUGUACACAAAAAUCAUCACCAACCGGCUAGAGAAAAUCCUUGGUAACAACCACCCAAGGGAGCAGGCAGGCUUCAGAAGGGGUUUCUCAACUAUGGACCACAUCCACACCAUUAAUCAACUGAAAGAAAAAUGCCAAGAGUUCAACAUCCCUCUAUGCGUAGCAUUAGUAGACUACGAAAAGGCAUUUGAUUCCGUAGAAACCUAUGCAUUACUGAAGGCACUUCAAGACCAAGGAAUCAACAAAGUAUACAUCGAAAUCCUUAAAGACAUUUAUUCAGACUGCUACAACACUGUCAGAAUGCACAAGGCCAGCAACAAAACCAUGAUAAGGAAGGGAGUUAGACAGGGAGACACCGGCUCACCAAAAUUCUUCACUGCUUGCCUAGAGAGCAUCUUCAAAACAUUGGACUGGUCAUCAAAGGGAAUCAACAUAAACGGGGAAAACAUGAGUCACUUAAGAUUUGCAGACGAUAUUGUCAUCACAUCUCACAACUUAAACGACCUCGAAAUAAUGCUGCAAGCACUGGACGAUGCAAGCUGA